This is a messenger RNA of Periconia digitata, 2700 nucleotides long. Lineage: Eukaryota; Fungi; Ascomycota; Dothideomycetes; Pleosporales; Periconiaceae. The record is from the annotation of a GenBank genome assembly.
CUGAUUCUCUCCAAGCGCUGUCACAAUCGCCUUCAGAUCAGCAAUCUCCUGAUCCUUCGCUGCAAUCCUCGCUCUGAGCGCCGCAAUCUCCUUCCUACCCGCCUUGACCCCUUCCUCCAGCUCCAAAAACUCACUCUCGCGGCUUUUGAUCUGACCAUCCUUGUGCGUAGACUCCCUCUUCAGAUUGAUGAUCGUCGCAUCACGGAGCUCGAUCUUCUCUGCGAGUUUGUUCUCCAACAGUAUGUACUCCGUUUUCUGUGUGGCGAGCUCAGCUUGUAGCUUAGACAACUGGUCGCGGAGACUUGUAGAGUCUAGGUCAGAUUGGGCGGCGAGGGCGUCUUGAAGUUGGCGCUCCAGCUCCCUGACCCUUUCGUUGAUCUGCUCCCUAGAACCUUCGUUCGAAGCACUAAGGUCGAUUUCUUGGAGUUUCGCUUGCAAUUCCCUGAUUUGGGCGGUCCUGGAGUUCAAGGUAGUACGAAUUUCCCACUCCGAACGCUUCAAGUUUCCAAUUGUAGUUUUGGCGUUAUGUAGUUCCUCAUGCACGCCCUGAUUUUCAAAUCGAAUUCUCUUUUCCAGUCUCUCGAGCUCGCCUUGAUGUUUCUUUUCAAUCUUAUGGAUACUUGCUUCGUGUGCUUUCUCCAUGGCCCGGAUGUCGCUUUGUUGCUUCUUCAGAGAUUCCUUAGUCUCUUUCUGGUGCCGCUUGUCUAAGUCAUGGAUCUGAGCUUGGUGCUUCUUUUGUGCGUCCUUGAUCUGUUUCUGGUACCGCUUCUCUGUAUCCUUAAGCUCUGCUUGUGCGUCCUUGAUUUCGUUGCGGUGCUUCUUUUGCGCCUGCCUGACUUCCUCUUCAUGCUUGUGCUGCAAGUCAGACAGCUUUUGAUUUGAAGCUUCAAGGUUCGUUUCAAGUUGCGCCCUGAGUUGAUUAAUAAUCUGGCCCUGGGUGCUAAUACGAAUUUCUAAAUCUUCGACGGUUUUUAGAAUCUCUUCCUCUCGGUUUCGCGCCGCAAAUUGCUCCAAAGCAGUCUUCUUUUUGUACUCUUCGGCUGUUUGUCGUUCGUUCCGGAGCUGUUCUUCAAGCUGCUCACGCGCAGUACCCAGUUGGCUAUGUGCUCGAGUGAUCUCUUCGUCCUUUCUCUGGUCAUCUUCAGCUACCCGCUGGUCCAUGCUGGCUUUUUCGGCAGCGACCUGACGUCUGAGACCGUCGAUUGUAGCAUCUCGUCGUUCAAUGCGGGCCUUGAGUUCUGCUACAUAAGGCCUUGUUUCCUUCUCAUGAGUCGCGACGAGAGCGUCGUAUGCCUGAUUGACUCGAUCCAAAUGUGCCUUGGUUUCUUGAAGCUCAGUUUCCUGUGCCCUGGUUGUGUGCUCUGCUGCACUGUAAUCGCUCGUAUAGCCCUGCACAAACUCUUGGAGUCUGUCAAUUUCGUCAACAACCUCUUCUGUUAUGUUUCGGCGGUCAUUCGCCCUAUUCUUGGCUGUAAUGGUUUCAUCUGCCCUUUCGUUGGCUGCGUUGACUUCGUUGAUAAGCGAGUCAUUUCGACUUUGAAGGUUUGAGUUCUGUCCGUUGAGCACGUUGAUCUGCUGUACCAACUCCUCCCUUUCCUUCGCAUUCCUAUUCGCCUUCGAGAGUUCAGAGUCGAGGAAGUUGACCUGGGUUCGGAGUUCUCUGUUUUCAGCUGGGAGAUGAUCGGUCUGCUUCAACAAUCUACCUUGUUCGUUGAUCUUGGUCUCGGCGUCCUUGAUAUGAACAGAAAGCGAGGCAUUCUCUUCUACAAGAGUUCUGUUCUCUGCUACCAAGCGGGCGUUAUUCUCUGCGAGUUGGUUCAUCUCUUCGGUCGGAGCGGCUUCUACGGAAAUGUGUUCGUGCCUUCUGAGUUUCUUGAUUUCCUUGUUGCGCGUUGCAAGCUCAGACUCAUAAUGCUCCACCAAAGCUUCUUUGUCCACUACGAGUUUGUCAUGUUCUGCGGCAAGCCGUUCUUUUUCAGCCACUACUUUAAUGUAGUCUCCCAAGCUGGUCUCUUGGGGUUCCACUUGCCUUUGCCUUCUGAGAUGCUCAAAUUCUUCGUCGCGCGCUCUGAGCUCAUCCUCCAGGCGCUUGAUCGUGGCUUGAGCCAAAUUGUAUUUUCCAGUGUCCGGAUGAAGCAGGUCGUUCAGCUGGUCCUCGAGCACAGACGUGUCGUUGAUAGCAUAAGUCUUGUUAAGGUCUUGUGGUUUUUCAACACCGUGAAAAUCGUAUAAGAAGCUUGUGCGGUUGAGUUGCCUGAAACGUUCUUCUGUUGCAGCAAGCUGACGCUUGGUAAUCUCUCCCUUAACCUCCUUGUCGGCCAGCUCCUCACGUAGUUCUGAGAUCGCUCCCCUCAGUUCGUGGAUUUCAUCCUCUUGGUCCACCUCUUUCUGUUGGAGAAGAUCCAACUCGCGCGAAAACGCUGCUCUGUCUUUGGUCAAGACAUCGAUUUCGCGUUUCUUCUCUACUUCAAAUCGACUAAGAUCCAACGCGAACUUGGCCUCCCCAUCUGUGAUUCCUACAGUUCGGUCUCGGACCGUUUUCUGCAGGUCGGCGAUUUGUUUCUCGUGUCUGCUAUUUUGUUCGCGAUAUUUUUCGAGCUGGGCGACCAUGAUCUCUGCCUUUUCUUCCUUUGCAUGGAGAACCGUCCUACAAUCUUCCACAAUUCGCUGGUUCACUUCCACCGUCGCUUUCAGAUCUUC